UGCCCGCCGCUAAUAAAAUCACUGGAUAAUAAAAUCAGCCGCUUUAUAAAAUCAAAUCGGCAAGAACCGAAUCGUUACAAUAUUAAUACAUGUUAAAAACAUCCUUUAAUAAAAUCAACACCGCCGCUUUUUAAAAUCAAAAUUUUGACUACAUAAUAAAUCAAAAGUGCGAUAUUUCAGCUUCUUUUGUCCUUAUUUAUAAAAUUUUAAUUUUUCGAAGUUUAAAGACUUUUUUAGAAGAAGCAAUAGUUACUCACAAGCCUGUGAAACUGGUGUGGUUAGCACUUUCCUGCGAUAUUCAUAGUGUAAGAGUUAAGGAAAAAUGUGGGUGGUAAGCGGCGAGUUCAUAGAAAUCAAUUUAACAGUGUCAAUUCCUUGACUUGAAUGAAGUUUGGAGAAACCCAUCUCAUUCAACAGGGGGUCGAAGGGGUUGAAUUCUUAUCUUACUUUUUAUUGAAUGAACCAUAGAAGGGAGAGAAAGAAGUUUCUUUUGUUAUCUAUCUUAACAGAGAACAUGAAUAGAUUUCCAAAAACUGUCUGUGCGCAUGUUCCAUAUUAUUUAGGCGAGGCCAUUUGAGUAAAUUAUAGUUAGAGCACAUAUCAUUUUUAAGUUCGUUUGGUGCUAAAUUUUAUCAGCAUGCCGAAAAGGAAGGAUUUGAGUCUUAAAGAUAAAUUCGAAGUGUUGCAAAACUAUGAUAAGCUUCCUAAAUGUAGUCAACGUGAAGCUGCAAUUAAAUUAGGGAUUUCCCAAACUGCUCUUUUCAACAUUCUGAAACAAAGGAUAAAUAUUUCUGAGGAAAUAAAAAAGAAUGGAAAUCUGUCAAGAAAGCGUAAGCGUGAAGGAAAAUCGGAGGAAAUUGAAAUGGCUCUGUUAGAAUGGUUCAAAAAUGCACGCGAACGAAGAAUUCCAAUUUCCCGUGGAAUUUUAUUUCACAAAGCACAGGACUUUGCUAACUUAUUUGGUGAUUCUGAUUUUAAAGCUACAGAUGGGUGGCUAACCCGAUGGAAAGAACGCAACAACAUUGUCUAUCGUAAAUUGCAUGGUGAAAAGCAAGAUGCUGAUUUUAGCUCUGCCGCCGAUUGGGUAAACGACGUGUGGCCAACACUCAUCAAAGACUAUAAACCAGAGCAAAUUUUCAACACAGAUGAAACAGGAUUAUUUUUCCGAGCACUUCCUGAACACACACUGCUGUUUAAAAAUGAAUCGACUGGUGGAUGUAAAAAAAUGAAGGAAAGACUAACCGUGCUGCUAACAUGCAACAUGACAGGAACUGUGAAAAAAAAUCCUUUAGUGAUAGGAAAGAGUUUAAAACCUCGAUGUUUUAAAGGAGUAAAACACCUGCCCACCAGUUAUGCCAACAGCUAUAACGCAUGGAUGACAUCCAGCAUCUUCACAAAAUUUCUUCUUGAAUGGGACAAGGAGCUGAAAAAUGAAAAGGUCGUUUUACUUUUAGACAAUUGUUCUGCGCACCCUGCUGAUGAGGACUUGAGUUUGAAAAACAUUAAAUUAGUGUUUUUGCCACCCAACACUACAGCUAUUAUUCAACCCCUUGAUCAGGGAAUCAUAAGNAGGUUGUAUAAAAUCUAG
Molecule: messenger RNA, 1588 nt
Organism: Parasteatoda tepidariorum (common house spider)
Lineage: Eukaryota; Metazoa; Arthropoda; Arachnida; Araneae; Theridiidae
Product: tigger transposable element-derived protein 6-like
Source: RefSeq, a predicted model, not a curated record